Messenger RNA from Anopheles moucheti, 1701 nucleotides. RefSeq lists its product as uncharacterized. Bases 26 to 1585 code for a protein of 519 amino acids. NCBI's taxonomy places the organism in Eukaryota, Metazoa, Arthropoda, Insecta, Diptera, Culicidae. The record is from RefSeq and is a predicted model, not a curated record. Gene Ontology annotation, cellular component: extracellular matrix. The transcript is spliced from 2 exons.
ACGAUCGAAGCAAUACGUUUGGAAGAUGAUGUCGUUGCGCGUUUGCACAGUUUUCAUAGCCCUCGUUUGUGUCGCAACAGCGGUGCAUGAUCAAAUUUAUCAGGUGCAAAAAAAUGGCAACUACAUCAAGAUUGAAAAGGUGACGGACAGCACCCUGCAGCACGCGCUGAAUAGCAUUUAUUCAAAAUCGAGCGUAAAGGAGCUAGAUUUGAGCGGCAAUCUUUUGUCUCAGAUAAGCGCGGCUAACUUAUGGACGUUUACGAACCUGGAGCUUCUGAAUCUGUCGUCGAAUGUGUUGUACGAAUCGGUGAAUCUUGCAGCGCUCAACAACCUUAAAACGAUCGAUUUGAAUAAUAAUUUUGUCAAUGAGUUGAUUGUUGGACCGUCCAUUGAAACGUUGCACGCUGCGAACAAUAAUAUCUCGCGAGUGACCUGCACCGGCGAUAGACAAACCCAUCAACCGAAGAGAAUCUAUCUGGCCAACAACAAGAUCGAUUCUUUGGUUUUGCUGGGACAGGAGUGUCGAUCGAAUGUGCAGUUUUUGAAUUUGAAGCUGAAUGAGAUAGACAUGGUGGAUUUCGCGGAGUUGGCCGAAUCGGCACAUACGCUCGAGUACCUGUAUUUGCAAUACAACUUUAUCUUCGAUGUGAAGAACACACAAAACGUAGUGUUUUCACGGCUGCAUACGUUAGAUUUAUCGUCGAACAAGGUGGCGUUCAUGGGGCCGGAGUUUAAUGCGGCCGUCACAGCACAAUCGAUCAAUUUAAGUAACAACAAGCUCGUGAUGGUUAGCGCAGAUUUGACAUUUUCGACAACUAUCACCAGCUUCGAUCUUCGCGGUAACGGUUUCCAGUGUGAUUCGUUGAAAAACAUGUUUAAUCGUAACAAACAGCUGCUAAAGGUCGCAACUAGCACCGUACGCAGUUCUACUGGACAAGAGAAGGAAUCGUGUCAUACCGUAGGAAACAACACGAUGAAAUACAGAGGACCGUACUGCUGCGAGGAUCUUUCGGCACCGUUUGCAGACCGACUUAUCGAACUCAAGCGCAAGCAGCACGCCUUAUUCUCUAGCCGACCAUCGGAAAGCGAGCGCGAAGAGUGUGUUCGCGAAAGUGCGGCUCGGCAGCGUGAGGUAGCAGCGAUCCAACAGCAAUAUCGUACGACGUUAAAUGAGGAAACGCGUAAGAAACAGGAAAAGAUUGUUCUAACCCAAAACAUGAAAGCGCUGGAGGAUAAAUGGGAGGCCCUCCAGGGUUCGUACGAGGAGUUGAAAAGCGUGCUGGCGCAAGCGGCCAACGAGUUGCAGCUCGGCGUUACAGAGAAACCGGAUCUGCUGCAGUUGUUGCGCGACAUCGUGCAGAGGUAUGAGGAUCUGAACACCGAAGAGCAGAAGAAGCAAAACGCCCACAUCCUAGAUUGGGAAAUGUAUCAAAAGAAGGAAACGCAGCUUUUGGAGGAUAAUGCGCGCUUGAAGAAGGUUAACGAGGAGACAGAAUUGGCGCUGCAGAAAGCAAACGCUACGCUGCAGGGCUUAAUUAUUCGCGAGCAAGCACUAGCGAAGGCACUGAGUACCGCGCAGAACUGAGCUCGUUUGCCGGCAGUUAUUGUGCACAGAACGCAGUUAUUGCGUCGAAAAAUGCUGAUUUGUAUGUUGGUUGUACGAGUAAGCGGCAUUGAAUAAAGUAAUCUAUUGGAAAUUUA